Molecule: messenger RNA, 1024 nt
Organism: Vanessa atalanta (red admiral)
Lineage: Eukaryota; Metazoa; Arthropoda; Insecta; Lepidoptera; Nymphalidae
Product: SUN domain-containing protein 3-like
Exons: 4
Coding region: 1-924 (307 amino acids)
Biological process (GO): nuclear envelope organization
Cellular component (GO): nuclear envelope; meiotic nuclear membrane microtubule tethering complex
Molecular function (GO): protein-membrane adaptor activity
Source: RefSeq, a predicted model, not a curated record
AUGGAUUAUGAAUACGAAUCAGAAGGCUAUUUUCAUAACACUUUUCGGUCGUUUGUUUGUGUGGUACUGACAUUGUUACUCGGAAUGCAAGUAUAUAUGCAUUUCGGGAGUUCUCAGGAGGCAUUAGACGGCGACUUUACAGAUGUCAAAUAUGUGGUUAUGCAACUAACUCACGGGCUUACAGAGGUAAAUCGCAAGCAUGAACGAUUACAAAAUGAGAUGGAGCGUAUCUCUUCUGUACUGCCAGCUGUUGCAGCGGCAGCCGGUAGGGCUAAAGAAGCGCUAGAACCUUCGCAGCAUCUAUCUCAUUCCUUUGAUGUGCGGGACUAUGAUCGUCAGAUGGCUGAUUACGCACUGGAGACGGCUGGGGCUCGCGUUAUAGACACUGGCGAUACAUUGGAGCACGUCAUUUAUGAAUCUCCAGUCGGUUGGAUGUUACACGUCAUCAGCUCCUUGCUUUGUCGCGAUUGUCUCGGAGCCAGUGCUAUCAUUCGACCAGGAACACUGCCCGGUGAAUGUUGGGCAUUCAAAGGAGCUCGAGGAGAGGCGACGAUACGAUUAAUUGGAACAGUUCACGUAACCGGCAUUAGUCUCGAACAUAUACCACCUCAUAUUUCACCCACCAGGGAAAUAUCAUCAGCACCACGGCUGUUUCAAAUCGAAGGACUAGAGUAUCGAGGAGAUCCUUAUCCGUUUGAUUUUGGAACAUUCGAAUACGAAAGAGAGGGGAAGCCUAUACAAUAUUUCGAAGUAUUGCAUAAUUCAGAUAAAGGAUACAACUUGAUUCGCAUAAAAAUAUAUUCGAACUGGGGCCACUCGUUGUAUACUUGCGUGUAUCGUGUGAGAAUUCAUGGUGAAUUAGUAUCAGGAAAUGGAUCACAGAGGCUUGUGAGAGAUGAUGAUUUACUUAUUGAAAAUGAAUAGUAAUAUUUAUUUUGUUUUUUUUUUUUGUUUUUAAGAUGAUGUACAAUAAAAUUAAGAUAAAGUACCAAGCUUUUAUUUAUUAAUGUGAAAAACUUCAAGC